This is a messenger RNA of Grus americana (Whooping crane), 2795 nucleotides long. It is a transcript of the gene TBCC, whose product is annotated as tubulin folding cofactor C. The record is from RefSeq and is a predicted model, not a curated record. Gene Ontology annotation, molecular function: tubulin binding. The coding region runs from base 122 to 1180 and encodes 352 amino acids. Gene Ontology annotation, biological process: post-chaperonin tubulin folding pathway; tubulin complex assembly. The transcript has a single exon. NCBI's taxonomy places the organism in Eukaryota, Metazoa, Chordata, Aves, Gruiformes, Gruidae. Gene Ontology annotation, cellular component: cytoplasm.
GCCCUCCUCCUCUCCCGCCGGGAGCCCUCUGGCCCACCAAUCAGCGGCAGUGACGCAACUCGGGCUGCCGGUAGCCAAUGGGCGGGCCGCUUAGUGACCGGAGGGGAGGCGAGGAAGCAAGAUGGAAGCAGCAGGAGAGGCAGCGGCGGUGUCCGCUGAGGAGCUGCGGGCCCCGGCCGCCUUCGUGGCUUCCCUGCAGCCUGAGAUGGCCGCCACUGCCGCCGUGGUGCUGCCGGAGCGGCUGCAGCGGCGGGAAGCGGAGCGGCAGCAGGGCGUGGAACGGCAGCGGCAGAAGAAGGAGGCGCAGGUAGUGAAGGAGGAGCAGAGCGAGUUCUUCGUGGCCGCCUUCGCCCGGGAGCGAGAGGCCGUGGAGGCGCUCCUGGCGGCGGGGCCGCUAGAGGAGGCGGCCGUCCGCCUGCAAGGGCUGCAGAAGCUGCUGACCGAGAGCGUGCGGUUCCUGGCGCCCUACGAGGUGCGGCAGGGGCAGGAGGCCGUGGCGCGGCUCCAGGGGGACCUGGCGGCCCGGCGUCAGCAGCUGCAGCCCAAGAAGAAAUUCGCCUUCCGGGCCCUCAAGAAAGAAGCGGCUCCGGGCAGCGAACCGCGCCCCGCGGAGCCCGCCCGGCCUGCAGCCGCCCCGCCGGCCCCUGGCCACGGCCCAGCCGAAGGGGAGUCGAGCGGCCCGCCGCUGUGCGGGUUCAGCGGCGCCGAGGACGAGGAGCUGGAGCUCGGCCCCGCUGAGCUGCUGCAGCGCGACGUGGUGCUCUCCGAGCUGCGCGGCUGCCGGGUGCGGCUCCGCGGCAACGCCAACACGCUGCGGGUGCGGGACUGCCGGGGCUGCACCGUGCUCUGCGGGCCCGUUUCCACCUCCGUGCUGGUGGACGGCUGCAGCGAUUGUCUCCUGGUGCUGGCCUGCCAGCAGCUCCGCACCCAUCGCACCCGCAACAGCCGGUUCUAUGUCCAUGUUACCAGCCGAGCUGUAAUCGAGGACUGCACUAAGGUCUCCUUCGCCCCCUACGCCUGGAGCUAUGCUGGUAUCGAGAGGGAUUUCGAGUCUUCUGGGCUGGACAGGAACAGAAACAACUGGAACCUGGUGGAUGACUUUGACUGGCUGGUGGCUGACAAGCCUUCACCCAACUGGAGUCUGAUCCCUGAGCAGGAAAGAAUCAGCUGCUGGGACUGACUGGAGAGGCAGCUUUGUGCUCAGCAGCAAAUCCUCAUGUAAACACAUUGAUUGAUUGAUUCAUAAACUGUGGGACUUCAUCCCCAAUAUGCCAUUAAAUGAUUCCAUUUGGUAUUUAAAUUGUGUAUUACAAUGUAUGACUGGAUUUUUUUGGUUGAAGAAUACCAGUCAAAUAUAGUUUACUAUUCUUACACAAGUUGCUGCUAUAAUCUUUAUGUAUCACUGUGGAAUAUUGCCAACUACUGCAGUACCUCAUUGCUGAGUUUUUCUAAUGAAGGUGGGGCGAGAGGUGCUGAUACACAGCCAACAGUGAGCCUGUGUUAGAGCUGUUGUGCAGCUUUCACUCACCCAGGCAGAAUCUGAAUUAGCUGCAAGUAGUACGAGCUGUACUGAAAUGGAAAAAUCAAAUACCAGAUUUUUGUCAUAUUUUUGUGGUUCUCAAAUUGCAGGCAACAGUACAUGAUCUCUUAGGUAGUAUGGGAGAAGACUUUUGUGAGAUAAUGGGAACAAAAGGUUAAUUUAAAGGAGGAGUUUGUAACUGAACAGUGUAGCAGACCAAGAUGAAUCCUAGACUAUGAUAUAAUUAUGAGCCAGCUUCUGCUGAUGUGGGUGAAACCUGUAAGUUGUCUUUUCCUUUAGACUUACCUCACUUGAAAUUAAAGCCUAAAUGGAGUCUUCUAAUGAACAUUAAUGCUUUCCUAAUAUAUUAACAAUUGUUUGAAGUCAACAAACCUGUAGAGGCUAUAUAAAUAUUAAACCUUUACAGUGUGAAAAUAUUACGUGAAAGGAUGCCUCUAUAAAGGUUUUAACCUGAGAUGGAUAAAAAUGAAUGCUUUGAGUAUACUUUCAGGGGCAUACAGUAAGUGCUGAUUAACAUUACAGAAGCUAUGUAAACUGCUCUGCUGCACUCUGAAACUUCAGGGGAGAGAUGUUCAGGGUACCCUACUAGUUGUUUCGUCUGUCUGCCAGACAGCAGGCUUUGUGGUGCUGUGAGCUUCAUUUACAGCACCCUGCUACUGCAUAAGUGCAGUGUUGAUAGUCAGUAAAACAGGAAGAUGAGGUGCUAUAUUCUAGUUCCAAAAUUGCAUGUUAUCUUGCACAAAGUACACAGUAAUUUCAGUCCCAUUUCUUCACUCCCACUAAAUAAAAAGUAGGAGCAUUAUGGAAUACAAUGUUUCUACAAUGCAUUGUUAGUGGUGGUAAAGUGACCGCUAUCCAUACAUAAAGUAUAGUAGUUAUAGGUUUCCAAAACCACUCCUUGUGAUGUUUUUGUAAGAAAUCAUUGUUUAUCUUGCCUAACAAUCAGCUUAGAGUUGUAUUUAAAAACUGCAAAAUAUUUAUGCUGCCCUACCAUCAUAUAUGUGCCUCUAACAGAAAGUGAAUACUAGCUGAACCAUCACAAACUGCAUCAUUGCUGUAAGUACUUGAAACUUCACUUGAGUACUUGACUGGUUUUGAGCAGAAAAUCUUUUUAUCUAAAUUGUUUUCAGCAUAUUUAAAAGGGGGGAAGAAAAGAGAAACCUUAUAUAUUUUUCACAACUUUCAGUUUUGUUUACUUCUGUUAAUGUAUACUUUUUGAAUUGGAUUUUGCAUUUCAAAUAUAUUUGUUUUAAAU